Peronospora matthiolae is the source of this 1629-nucleotide messenger RNA. NCBI's taxonomy places the organism in Eukaryota, Oomycota, Peronosporomycetes, Peronosporales, Peronosporaceae. The record is from the annotation of a GenBank genome assembly.
AUGGAAGACUCGCAGCUACCAUUGGUCCGGUCAGCUAGUGACGCGCAUGAUGCAUGGUCAAGACUGGAAGGACACUUCGAGAAGAGGAGCCUGGCCAACAAGCUCUUCCUUCGUCGACGCUUCUUCACGACGAUGAUGGACGAAGGUGAUGAUGUGCUGGAGCACAUCAACAGACUCAAGACUCUGGCGGAGCAGCUCGACGCAGUGGGUGCUCCGGUUAGCGAGGACGACUUCGUGAUCACGCUUCUAGCCAGCCUCAGCGAGUCGUAUCAGUUCCUGAUUACAGCAUUGGAGUCGAGAGCCGACUCCCUCACGUUGGAGCUAGUGACGUCUCGGCUGCUGCACGAAGACAUGAAGCGCAAGGAACAAGGUGGCGGAAUUGAAGGAUCCGCGCACAGUCAAGCUCAAGCAUUCAUGUCUCGAGAUAACAAGCGCAAGGCUCGACCGAUGAAGAAGACCGGUGCGUGCCACAAGUGUGGAAAACAAGGACACUGGAUUGCGGAAUGCCCUUCGCGGAUCCAAGAAGACGCUGGUAGACAGAGGUUCCAGCGUGCGAAUAUCGCGCAAGAAGAAGAGCUUGGCGAUUAUCUUUUCUCGGUUGGUGGUGACAAGACCAAGUCGAGCAACAUGUGGCUGAUCGACUCGGGUGCGACGCAGCACAUGACAAAUUCAAAAAGGUUCAUGAGGAACUACAAGGAUUUUGGCCCUGUGGAUGUGCAUCUUGCUGAUGACGGUGUGGUCCAAGCAAUUGGAAAAGGUGACAUCGUGAUGACAAUGAAGACUCCGCGCGGGAUCAAGAAGGGUGUGCUCACCGGUGUGUGGCAUAUUCCAAAGUUGUCGCGCAACCUGUUUUCUGUUGGCCGAUUCAUCAAGGACGUUGGACCGGUCACAUUCGAGGUUGAUGGUUGCUUUGCUGAUACAAAGGGUAUCAAGUGGAAACUCGGCGAACUCGAAGGAAAAGGACUGUUCAAGCUCCGUAUGGUACCGGAACUGCCCGACGAGGUCAACGUGGCAAGCUCGAAUACCUGCAAAGCAAGCACCACGUCGUACCUCUGGCACCUUCGACUUGGUCACAUUGGACACGGGGGACUAGAUGCUAUCGUCAAAAACGAUUGCUGCAACGGAAUCAACUUGACCUCGGUAAACAAGUGGGAGCUAUGUGAAGGGUGCGCUCUGGGCAAGCAAACACGGGUGAGCUAUAUGACGAAGUCACCCGAUUGCGCAACGACACUGCUGGAGGUCAUCCACAGCGAUGUGUGUGGUCCUAUGCACACGGCGACAUUCAGUGGAAAACGUUACUUUGUCACGUUUAUCGACGAAUACUCGCACUAUUGUGUGGUGUAUCUGAUGCAAAACAAGUCUGAAGUUUUGACCAAGUUCGCUCAGUUUGUCGCGCUGGCGGAGACACAAACUGGCAAUCGCGUGAGGGUUCUUCGAAGCGACAACGGUGGAGAGUACACCUCCGGUAUGAUGACCAAGUUCUGUUCGGACCAUGGUGUUGUGCAGAAGUUUACACCACCUUACACUCCUCAGCUUAAUGGAGUUGCUGAGCGAAUGAAUCGAACGCUGGUGGAAUGCGCACGCUGCAUGAUGGAACAUGCUGCGAUGUCCAAGUCGUAUUGGGGGUGA